This is a messenger RNA of Trypanosoma brucei brucei TREU927, 183 nucleotides long. RefSeq lists its product as hypothetical. Lineage: Eukaryota; Euglenozoa; Kinetoplastea; Trypanosomatida; Trypanosomatidae. Bases 1 to 183 code for a protein of 60 amino acids. The transcript has a single exon. The record is from RefSeq and is a predicted model, not a curated record.
AUGGUCAGCGUAUGUGUGGAAAACCUGUUGAUGUGUUCAAGUCCCGUACAUGGUGUUUAUAUAUAUAUAUAUAUAUAUUUACUAAUGCAUUUAUAUUUACAUAUGUUGCCACCCAUUUUGCUUUUCUUUUCUUUUUGGUUGCACGGGAAAUUAGUGCACUGCUGCUUAAAGUUAAGUGAAUAA